CUCGGCUAAUUUGCAUCACGUGACUACACUCAAUUGGAGGUUUGGUCACGUGACACCUGACUUGAUUAGGUUCAGGUGAGGUGUCUGGCCUUGGUUUCCCUGAACGUCUAUGUUUGUGUGUACACGCGCGCACACACACGCGCCUCGUGUUGUCUGCUCUGCUCUACUCGUUUUCCCCGUUAAGGUCUCCUUCCACACGUUGGACACCGUGGAGAUCACCAGCACCCUCCUCCACCUGUACCUGGAGCAGCCCAGCAUGUCUGGAACGAGCAACGCCUCGCUUCCAGGUGAGGCUGAGAGUCUGGAGCUCAGACCCGCAGGUGAGGUGCUGAGGCAGCUGGAGGAGAACAGGCCCAUUAAGAUGGCUAUAAUACUGGCUCUGGGGGUGAUGAUCACGCUGGGGAACAUCGCUGUGGUGAUGGUGAUCUCCUCAGCAGUGCCCGGAUGGUCCAGGAACUCUCGGUACUUUCUGCUGUCUCUGACCGGGGCUGACUCCGCCUUCGGGCUCGUGGUCAUGCCCCUGAACCUGUGCGUGAGCCUGCUGAAGCACUACAACGACGGGCCGGACCCGUUCUGCCACGUGGUGGCGUUCUUCAACGCGACCGUGUACUCCACCUGCAUGUACACGCUGGCCAGCAUCAGCCUCGAGCGCUACCUGGCCGUGUUCUACCCGCUGCAGUACAGUACCCUGCUCAGCCGCAGGAGGGCGCUCUCGCUCAUCGCUCUCGCCUGGGGCCUGCCACCUGUGCUGCUCUCGCCCGUCUCGUGGCCGCAGGGCAUCAUCCAGGUGCGCUUCUCGGCCGCGUCGCUCGUGUGUAACCCCGCCUACUCCAGCAACGUGGUGUACUCGCUCGCGCUCACCGCUUUGAUCUUCUUCCCCUGCUCCGCGAUCAUGACCUUCUGCAACCUGCGGCUCUGGACGGCCGCCAAAAGGCACCGGCUGAAGCUCAGGACCCGGACCCGGUCAUCACGGAACGGACCGGAUGUGGCGUCCCGAGUGCUGGUGCCGGUGAUGACCAUCUACUACACCUGCUGGACCCCCUGCAUGGUCAUCAUGAUCUACAACGCGAUGUCUGGCAGUGGUGUGCCGGAGUGGGUGGAGUUUGUCGCCGUGUGGCUGCCGACAUCCAACGGCUUCCUCAACUGCAUCUUCUACUUCUGGAUCAACAAAAACUUCAGGCGGAAGUUCCACCUGCUGCUCCACAAACUGUGCGUGGGACUGUGCCCGAGUGCGGAGAAGGUGCUGGGCUGUGCCAAGCCGCUGGAGCCGCUGGCGGUGCCGGCCUGGAACAACAACAACUCCCUGCACGAGCGAUCGUCCAGCGUGUCGUCCACGUGCACACUGCUCACCAUCGCCGCCGAGACCUACAUCUGACAGCUGACCAGUUCAGAUGAGCCUCAGAGUGGCUUCAGUUCUUGACUUCAGUUUGUGUCAGAACUCCAGAUCUGACCCAGAUAUGCUGAGAUGCUGGGAUGCAGGCGCCCACCGGGGUGACUGGUACACCUGCGGAUCUCACACACACAUGCUAAUGCUGCAGAACACUGAUGUGGAGUCAGGUAGGACCAGCUGUUAGGUUCAGAUUAAGCUAAAACUCCUCUAAAGGUUCUUCACGGCUUCAGUCAUGUUGCAUACUUUUAGCUCCUGGGCAGCUUGUGCCUUUUUACUUUCACUGCACUUAUUUUCAAUGAGAUUUAUUCCUGGUUUAUUUAGAUUUUUAGUUAUUAGUUAUUAUUAUUAGUUAUUUUUAGUAGGUCAGGCUUUUCUAGCAGUUUAAAGUGUUGUUAGAUGUUUUCAGGUGUUUUCAGUGCAGGUUUAUUAUAGGUCCAUUCAGUCAUCUUAUUUUUACAAAGGUAAUGCUUGAAUUCCGUGCAAUCAUUUUCUCUAAUCCAUUGGCCCAUAUUCAUAUAGCUUUUUAGAGUAUAAGUGUUAAUUUAAGAUCAGAUUAUGUCAGAAAGCAGGGAAAGUGGUCCAAAAUCCAGACCUAUUUCACACUUGGCUUGUGUACACUAAGUGCAUAGCUGUUUACACUCACCUUUAUUUUAAAUGCAUCUUCUGAGACCAUUUGUGAUCAGAUUUCUCAUUAUCAUGCAUUAUUGGUGAUCCAACACAAAAGUGCAUUCGCACCUGGCAUUUGUUUGAAUGUCUUCUGAGAUCAUUUGUAAUUAGAUGUUUCACUGUUGGAUCUGAUUUCCGCUGAGAGCAUAGCCAUUGUAAUUACUCGUAAUCAGAUUUUCACUGUCCAAUAUCCUUUCCAUUAAAGGUAUUGUCAUUCACGCCCAGCAUUUAUUUUAAAUGCGUCUAAUGUGACCACUUGUGAUUUGGAUUUCUCACCAUCUAAUCUCAUUUUCAUUAGAGAUAAAGCCAUUGUGAUCACUCGUAAUCAGAUUUUCACUGUCCAAUAUCAUUUCCGUUAAAAUGCGUCUAAUGUGACCAUUUGGGAUCAGAUUUUUCACUGUAUGAUCUCAUUUCCAAUAGAGGCAUAGCCAUUCACACUUGGUUUUUAUUUUAAAUGCAUCUACUGUGAGCAAACGUGUUCGGAUUUCUCACUGUCCGAUCUUAUUUCCGCUAAGGGCAUAGCUAUUGUGACCACUCAUAAUCAGAUUUUUCACCAUCCUAUCUCAUUUCCAAUAGAGUCAUAGCCAUUCGCACUUGGUAUUUAUGUUAAAUACGUCUCCUGUGACCACUUGUGAUCAGAUUUGUCACUGUCUGAUCUCAUUUCCCUUGGAGGAGGGGUCUGUUGCACACAACUAAGAGUUGUCCAGUUUAGAUUUGUAGUCGUGCACCAACCACAAGUGUCACCAUUAUCUAUUAUCUUGUUAUUGGACGGUGUGGUAUCACGGUAGUGGUCAUUAUGGGGACGCAUUGAGACGCUUUUGUGUUCACACUACAGUAUGCAUGUAUUUUGUGUGAUCGGAUCCUGUACUUUAUGUUGGCCGCUUCACUCAUUCAGGACCCAUGUUAAUAAUUGAUUUAUUAGACAGAUCUUAGAUCGGCACUUUUUGUAAAUAUCAGCCAGUGUUCUCUGGUCUUUUCUUAUCUCUAUGCCAGAGUCUGCCAUUGGUCCAGGAAGUUUAACCUUUACAUUUCAGUGCUGCUGUUUAUGCAGAUAGAAAGUAAUUAGGCACUUGCAUCACAGAAAAGUCAGUUCUGCUGUAUCUAACAUUUCCUAACAUUUCUUCUGCACUUUAUACACACUCCGCAGUGUGGACUGCGUUCAGGACCGUGUGUUGACCGUUGGGGAAUGUGUCCUGUAUAAACUAAUGAAAUGUUUGUAAAUUGUAAUAUAUUUUAAAUAUUGUAGUUGGUCGCUCUUGGUGUUGCCUUUCCGGAUCAGAUGAACUGAUCUAAAGGCUCGUUGUGAAUCGUACGAUUAUGUGUCUCUUAAAGUAAAGCCAUGUUUUCAAGUAUUGGGGAAUUGAGGAAAAUGUAAAAUAUAUAUUUGUAAAUAAUUUUAUUGUUUUGUAAAAAGAUCAUGUUUAAUGUUGGUGAUUUAUAAUGUGGUGUUGAAUGUUUUGUACUGUAAAAUAAAGCU
Astyanax mexicanus (Mexican tetra) is the source of this 3533-nucleotide messenger RNA. Its product is annotated as G-protein coupled receptor. Gene Ontology annotation, molecular function: G protein-coupled receptor activity. The record is from RefSeq and is a predicted model, not a curated record. Lineage: Eukaryota; Metazoa; Chordata; Actinopteri; Characiformes; Acestrorhamphidae. Bases 110 to 1375 code for a protein of 421 amino acids. The transcript has 2 exons. Gene Ontology annotation, cellular component: membrane. Gene Ontology annotation, biological process: G protein-coupled receptor signaling pathway.